This is a messenger RNA of Stomoxys calcitrans (stable fly), 7086 nucleotides long. Its product is annotated as glycoprotein endo-alpha-1,2-mannosidase. The coding region runs from base 183 to 1685 and encodes 500 amino acids. Gene Ontology annotation, molecular function: alpha-mannosidase activity. The record is from RefSeq and is a predicted model, not a curated record. The transcript has 3 exons. Gene Ontology annotation, cellular component: Golgi apparatus. Lineage: Eukaryota; Metazoa; Arthropoda; Insecta; Diptera; Muscidae.
AGCUAAAGCAAGAAAAAAAAAAAAAGAAAAUGUGUAACACAAAACCAUUUCAAGGAUGUGAAAAUGUCCUGGAAAUGUGAAACUAUUUGCUCAGAAACACACAUUCCAACAUAAAUACCAAUACAUACACAAAAACGAUUAUAUUGUUCAGCAACAGCAGUACCAGCCACCAGUACUUCAAAAUGAUUUUUACCAAGUAUUGCAAAAAUCCACGAAAAUUUCGCAUUAUUCUAUUAUUUAUGAUAGUCACCUUGAUUGUGAUAACAUUGGUGAUACUCAGCAAUGGCUUGCAACAUGUCAAUCCCGAAAGAUUAAUCGAUGAACGUUUUGUGGCCCAGGCCUAUGCCGAUGAGGCAUCUCAACAGCUGCUACUGCAGCAGCAGCAGCAAUUGCAGCGCCAACAACAGCAAUCAUCACAGAAUCGCGUAGACAAUCUGCUGCUAUUGAAAUCUCCACGAGAAAAUGGCAUUAUACAACCAGAAAAGUAUGACGAACACAAGCUAAAGUCACGCUUGAUUCAGGAGAAAAUAGAAAAUCUAAAAAGCCAACAAAAACAAAGCAAUUUAGAUCCCGAAGAGGAGCACACCAUAGCGGACUCCAUUACCAAUGCCAUACAUAUCUUUUAUACAGCACCAGUGCCAUGGUAUAAAACACGCAAGUCCGCCACUCCAUCACUGACCAAGGAAUUACUCAGUGAUGGUGUUGCUAAUACCACACAGAGCUCCACCAUACGGCCAUCGCCAAAGAUACUAAACAGUGCUUUCUAUCCCGCAUUGGGUUUGUACAAGCCCACGCAGGAUCUAUUCGAGAAGCAUUUUGAAAACAUACGCAACUGUGGAGUGGGUGUUUUGAUUUUAAGUUUGUCGGGAAAGGUGCCAAGCGAGUUGGAAGUCUAUCGCACUAUCUUCCAUAUAGCACCAAAAUUUAAUCUAUCCAUAACAUUUGAAAUAACCGUGGCCGGAAAUCAAACGUAUGCAUAUUUACAGCAACAAUUGCUGGAUGUAAGGCGAUUCUAUAACUAUCCAGGGUUCUUUAAGGUGUUCUCGCGAACACGUAAAUCCUUGACACCAGUAAUCUAUAUCAGUAAUGCCUAUAAAUUAAUGGAUACCUCAACUGCUCAGGCAUUUUGUAAAUCAUCGGACUCGUUGAGGUAUACCUUAGAUGCAUUCUUUAUUGGCCACAUAAGACUUAAAAAUCAUGCCGAUUAUAUGAAGCGGCUUUGUUUAGACGGUUUCUAUAGUAAAUUGCCAAGCAAUGGAGCCACAUUCGCCAGCACUUGGAAGAAUUGGUCUUACCUAAAAUCAUUUGCCUUAACAUACAAAAUGUUGUUUGUGCCAACAGUGGGUCCAGGAUUUGCAGAACGCAAUAAAUUUCCAAGACAUGGAGAUAUACAAAGGCAUCGCAGUAAUGGAAGGUACUAUGGUGUUGCCUGGCGAACUGCCAUACUUAAUCAUGUUGGCUUUAUCAAUGUGGCCAGCUAUAAUAAUUGGCCCGACGGCAGUCAAAUUGAGGAGGUCAUACCCAAGGCAGGCUUUCUCGACUAUAAUCCUGGCAAGAAAACCAAAUAUUUGGAUCUCACCACACAUUGGGUGAGUAAUUUCGUUAAAACACGUAAUGAAGCUGCUGCCGCAGCUGCCGAUGGUCAUCUAAGCUGUUAUGAAUUUUUGAAUAACACAAUUUGUUAAAAAAAAGCAAGGCCCAGAGUGAACCAAUCAAGUUUCAAGGUUCUGCCAGUGUUAUAUUGGAUCGCCUGGACUAUGAUGCCCUAUCAGCAGUAUGUAUAUGAUUAUAAAUCAUAAAACAAUGCCAAAUACAAAAACAACAUUACUUUAGAAUUAUAGAAAAUCAGAUUGCCAAUUACUUUUUGAACAAAGUUAUAGAAUAGAGAAAGAAAAAAAUCUCUGCGCUACAGCGGGACAAAUUUUUAAAGAAAAAAUAGGAUAACCAUUUUAUUUAAAAACCAGUAAGGAUGGGCAAAAGUCGGGCGGAGCCGACUAUAAAAUACCCUACACCUACCCUACAAUUAUAAAUUCGGGCAAUAUAUAAAUUCGUAUGUAUAUGAGAGCUAUAUCGUUUGAAAAUUGUUGUUACAACGGCCAUAUAAGUGCACAUCCGGCGAUAAAUAUGUAUGGGUGCUACGUCCAAAUUUGAACCGAUAUUGAUGAACGCAAACAGCAACAAAGCUAUCCGUGCCAAAUUUUGUGCAGAUUGGUUAAAAAUUGUAGUAACUACGGCCAUUUAAGUGCAAAUCGGGAAAUUCAUAUAUAUGGGAGCCAUAUCUUAAUCUUAACCGAUUUUGAUAAAAUCUUGCACAUAUGUUAAAAUCAGAAACAAAACAAUUCGUGCCAAAUUUUGUACAGAUCGCUUGAAAACUGUAGGUACUACGGCCAUUUAAGUAAAAAUCGGGCGAUACAUAUAUAUGGGAGUUAUAUCUAAUUCUGAACCGAUUUUGAUGAAAUUUGCACAUAUGUUAAGAUCAGUAACAAAACAAGCCAUGUCAAAUUUUGAGCAGAUCGGUUGAAAAUUGUAGUAACUAUGGUCAUUUAAAUGCAAAUCGGGCGAUAAAUAUAUAUGGGAGUUAUAUCUAAAUUGGAACCGAUUUUGAUGAAAUCUUGCACAUAUGUUAAGACCAUUAACAAAACAAGCCAUGCCAAAUUUUGUGAAGAUCGGUUGAAAACUGUAGUUACUACGGCGAUUUAAGUGCAAAUCGGGCGAUACAUAUAUAUGGGAGCUAUAUCUAAAUCUAAACCGAUUUUUACCAAAAUCAUUAGCGUCUUCAAAAAAGUGAUAUGUUGGACAACAAAUGCGACCUGCACUUUGAUAACAAGAAAACAUGGACUCACAGACGGACAUGGCUAAAUCGAAUCAGAAAGUGAUUCUGAGUCGAUCGGUAUACUUAUCAAUGGGUCUAGCUCUUCUCUUUCUUAGCGUUGCAAACAAAUGCACAAACUUUUAAUACCCUGUACCACAGUGGUGGUGUAGGGUAUAGCAAGUAAGAGCGUGCUAAGUUCGGUCGGGCCGAAUCUUAUACACCCUCCACCAUGGAUCGCAUUUGUCGCGUUCUUUGCGGGGUAUCUCUUUUUUAGGCAAAUAAAGAAUAAUGAAUAAGAACAGUUAUGCUAUUGGAACGAUAUCAAUUUAUAGUCCGCUUCGGACCAUAAAUGAAUUGAAUUCUGAACAUUGUACAAGUCAUUGUGUAAUAUUUCAGUUCAUUCGGAUAAGAAUUACGUCUUGUAGGGGCUCAAGAUGCAAAAUCGGGAGAUAUGUUUAUAUGGGAGCUGUAUCAAGCUAUAGAUCGAUUCAGGCCAUAUUGGAGACGUAUGUUGGAGGUCAUGGGAGAAGCCGUUGUACAAAAUUUCCUCCAAAUCGGAUGGGAAUUGCGCCCUCUAGAGGCUCAAGAAGUCAAGAUCCCAGAUCGGUUAAUAUGGCAGCUAUAUCAAGUUAUGUACCGAUUUGCGACAUACUUAGCACAGUUGUUGGCAGUUAUAACAAAACACCUCAUGCAAAAUGUCAGCUAAAUCAGAAGAGGAAUACGCCCUCUAGAGGCCGUUGUACAGAAUUUCCUCCAAAUCGGAUGAGAAUUGCCCCCUCUAGAGGCUCAAGAAGUCAAGAUCCCAGAUUGGUUUAUAUGACAGCUAUAUCAGUUUAAGUACCGAUUUGCGCCAUACCCAGCACAGUUAUUGGAAGUCAUAACAGAACACCUCAUGCAAAAUUUCUGCCAAAUCGGAUGAGAAUUGCGCCCUCUAGCGGCUCAAGAAGUCAAGAUCCAGAUCGGUUUAUAUGGCAGCUAUAUCAGGUUAUGUAUCGAUUUGCGCCACAGUUGUUGAAAUGAUACUAAAACACCACGUGCAAAUUACAGCCAAAUCGGAUAAGAAGAAUAAGUCAAGGCCCAAAAUCGGUUUAUAUGGCAGCUAUAUCAAGUUAUGAACCAAUUUAAACCAUACUUAGCACAGUUGUUAAGUAUGGUUCAAACACAACGUGCAAAAUGUCAAUCAAAUCGGACGAGAAUUGCGCGCUCUAGAGGCUCGAGACGUCAAGACCCAAGAUCGGUUUAUAUGGUAGCUAUAUCAAAACAUGGACCGAUUUGAACCAUACUUAGCACAGUUGUUAGAAGUGAUACCGAAACACAACGUGCAAAAUUUCAAUCAAAUCGGAAGAGAACUGCUCCCUCUAGAGGCUCAGAUGUUAGAAUCGUUUUAUUGAGGAAACAUUGUGCAUCAAACUGGCCCACUUUCGUCUUUCUCAUGAACAGGCAGAUUUUAGUCUUCUCUGGGUUAAAAUUUAGACCCUUAGGUCUAGCCUAGUCGUGUGCCAUCUGCAAGACAAUUUCGGCGCUUCUGCAUAGCUUAUUUGGAUCAUUACCUCUUAGAAAUAACAUCGUCUGCAUAGCAGACGGGUUCAAAUCACUGCUCAGCCAGCAUUCGUAAUAGGCUAUUUAUGGUGGCCGUAAAAUGUCCAUUUUGGCAUACUCUUGCCAACAUUUCGGCCGGUAUCUCACCAAUAAAUGCUUUAAUGUUGUCUUCCCAUUCAUCAAUUGAAGCGAGCUUGUCUGUAUAGAUAUUAGCUUUAACAUAGCCCCACAAAACAUAGUCUAAAGGUGUUAAAUCGCACGAUCUAAGCGCCGAGUUGACCGGUCCCAAACGUGAAAUUAAAUGUUCACCGAACUCGCCUCUCAUUUUACGCGUGCUGUGUGACAUGUGGCAUCGGCUUGUUGCAACCACAUGUCAUGCAAAUCAAGCUCUUGCAUUUUAGGCACAAAAAGUUGGAUACCAUUCACAGUUACUUUACGAUUCGCAUCAUCUUUGAAGAAGUACGGUCCAAUGAUUUCACCAGCCCAUAAACCGCACCAAUCUGUGACUUUUUCUAGAUGCAUUGGUAGCUCUAGCAAUGCUUCUGGCUCAUCUUCACUCCAAAAUCGACAAUUCUAGUUAUUUACGUACUCGUUGAGCCAAAAAUGAGCUUCGUUGUAAAACGGAAGAAGCGCGCGAUGAACUUCCUUAACAGAGCACGCACUUUGAUAAUAAAAUUCAAUACUUUGCAAGCGUUGUUCGUUUGUAAGACGAUUCAUGGCUAAAAUAUAGACCAAACUAAAGAUGUUUGACAGUGAAACAAAACACGAAACGUGCGUGAGCUGUUUAAACCAGUGUUGCCGAAAAGAUAAUAGCUAAACAAUCAUCCUUUAUUUAUAUCAUGGGACCCACAAUUUAUCCACCUGAUCCUUAGCAUAUCGUUUAUACUGGUCUGAGGAUUGGAUCAGUGUGUCGAUCCGCGCACUGUUAAACAUUCCCUCGAUGUCAAUGCAUACGGCCAAUGUGUACGUCUUGACAUCGAAGGAUUCUUCCAUUGUAUUCACAAACUCGUGCCAGGCAGUCUCCUCCGACCUUCCCUUGAUAUAGGCAUGCUGUUUGUAUCUGAGCAGAUAGCUGAAUGUCCUACUCCUUAUCUUGGUAUUCACAAUACGUUCCAAGGUUUUGAGCAGACAGGACGUAAGGCUUAUAGGUCUCUACGCCUUUGGUGUCGCAUAACCUGCCUUGCCGGGUUUGGUUAUAAUUACCACCCUUGUCUCCUUGGUAUCCACAAUACGUUCCAAGGUUUUGAGUAGAAAGGACGUAAGGCUUAUAGGUCUUUACGCCUUUGGUGUCGCAUAACCUGCCUUGCCAGGCUUGGUUAUAAUUACCACCCUUGUCUCCUGCCAGGCUUUCGGAAUAUACGUAAGUUCUAAUCAAGCUGUGGAAAUAGUGGCCAGUUGGAGUGCCAAAUAGUCAGUCUCCUUCUGUAGUAAUGACGGAAAUAUUCCAUCAGGUCCGUGUGACUUAAAAGGUUGGAAGCUCCUCAACGCUUCCUUUACCAUACAUUCCGUAAUGAUAAGCCUUCGAUCAACCUCAUUAUUCUAUGAUUCCGGUAUCUCCGUGGAAAAUGCGUUUUCAUCAAAACCUUAACAUGCUCUCCGUUAUCUCGGCUCUUACUCUCAUGUAAUUCUAUGCUGACCUAAUUCUGACUAUGUGGUAGAAAUUCUAUACCGUCAUUAGAAGAGAUGGGCGAUGGGUAAUUACCCAUAUAGAGGUAUUUACCUUUUGGGUAUGUACCCGGUAAAUUGGGUAAAUACCCGGGUAUUUACCCAUUUAUACCCAAAAGCUGGGUAUUUAUUUAUAUGAAACAAUUUUUGAUGGUUUCAUAUUUCGCACAGUUUGUUCUGGUAGACCCCUACCCAUGCCUGUCAAAUGUGGUCCAGAUUGGGCCCUAUUUGGAUAUAGCUGCCAUAUAGACCGAUCUCCCGAUAUAGAGUAUUGAGCCCAUAAAAGGAGCAUUUUUCAUCCGAUUUGGAUGAAAUUUAAAACAGUGCGUUUUGGUAACCCUUCAAGUCUUUUUGUUGAAUAUCGUCUAGAUCGGGCCAUAUUGGGAUAUAGCUGCCAUAUAGACCGAUCUCCCGAUAUAAAGAAUUGAGCCCAUAAAAGGAGCAUUUUUCAUCCGAUUUGGAUGAAAUUUAAAACAGUGCGUUUUGGUACCCGUCUAAACCUUUUUGUUGAAUAUCGUCCAGAUCGGACCAUAUUUGGAUAUAGCAGCCAUAUUGACCGAUCUCUCGAUAUUGAUUAUUGUGUAGAGUAUCUUUACUUUAAAUUUCAUCCAAAUCGUAUGAUAAAUUCUCCUUUAUCGUAGAAACCCAUCUCUAGUCAUUAGGGAUUGGUUCUGGGGUAUUCUCAUCAAAUGGUUUUGAGAGAAGUUCUCCCGUCCCAGCCAUAUAGAUUUGACUUGCUUAUCCAAAUUUUCUCUAUUUUGUCCCACUGUUAAGCGACUCAACUUAUUAAUAUAAGCAAAUUAAUCAACUAAUGAUAUCAAAAAAUUAGUUAUAUUAUUGAAAAAAAAAUCUAAUAAUUUUGUCCACAUCUUAUAUAACAAAUCUCAAAUCUCUUUCAAAAAAUACAAACAUGUAUUCAUGAUAUAAGCAGUUAAGUUAAAGUAUUACACAAUGAUAUUAUAAAAUUAAUUGUUUUCUAAAAGAAACAGAAAAGUAUUUUACAUACGCCAAACGUAUAUAUAUAUAUAUUGGUACAAUCGUUAUUCAUAUUUAUAUAGAUUUAUACAUUA